Molecule: messenger RNA, 2682 nt
Organism: Pygocentrus nattereri (red-bellied piranha)
Lineage: Eukaryota; Metazoa; Chordata; Actinopteri; Characiformes; Serrasalmidae
Gene: pcdh1g22
Product: protocadherin 1 gamma 22
Exons: 2
Coding region: 241-2682 (813 amino acids)
Biological process (GO): homophilic cell-cell adhesion
Cellular component (GO): plasma membrane
Molecular function (GO): calcium ion binding
Source: RefSeq, a predicted model, not a curated record
UGGUCCUCGCUGAUGUUUGAUGCGCCAAUGGGGUGCAGAGUUGCACAAAAGAGAUCCACUCCCUCCCUCCUCUGUCUCAUCAUACAGAGCUCAGAGCUGAAUCCGUGCUUCCCAACAAAAGAGGCUCUUCCUCUGAAUGGGAAUAUGCCUUCGCUGCAUUCAUCUGGGUUUUAUCUUUGCCUUAAACACUACGCAACCUCAAGAAAAUUUGGAUGAGCGGUUCAUGUUUUGCGCGACACGAUGGGGAUUACGUUGUUUUUAAGGAGGAACAUAUACUGCUGUCUUUUCCUUCUCAUUUGGAAUACAAUAGAGGCGCAGAUUCGCUAUAGCAUCCCGGAGGAGCUAAGAGGAGGAUCCGUGGUUGGAAAUAUCGCUAAAGAUCUUGGUUUGGAUUUAUCUGAGGUUGUAGAUCGUAAAUUGCGAAUUGCAUCUGGGUCAGGUAAGCGGUACUUCAGCGUGUCUGUGGAGAAGGGCGAGCUUAUUGUAAAUGAGAAAAUCGACAGAGAGAGCCUUUGUGGGCAGAGCGCUCCGUGUUUGCUGCCUCUCGAAGCGGUUGUAGAAAAUCCUCUGCAGCUGCAUCGAGUCGAGAUCGAAAUACAAGACAUCAAUGACAACGCGCCCAAUUUCAAUUCAAAUGAACGCACUUUGAACAUACCCGAGUCUAUAAACCCUGGCGCUAAAUUUCUUCUGGACAGCGCAGACGAUCCUGACGUGGGGACGAAUUCGUUGCAGUCUUACAGUCUAGAUAGGAACAAAUAUUUUGUUUUAAAUGUAAAAACUCAAGAUGGUAUAAAAAUUCCAGAGUUGGUGCUGGAUAAACCUCUCGAUCGAGAGAAACAGGGUGUUCAUAAGCUCAUACUGACGGCUGUAGACGGUGGAAGUCCAGUGAGAUCUGGCUCUUGUGAGAUUACUGUGGUUGUUUUAGAUAUUAAUGACAAUGCACCACAGUUCGAAAAGUCGUUUUAUGAAGUAACAAUAGAUGAAAAUGCGCAAAUUGGCAGUAACAUCGUGAAAGUCAGCGCAGUUGAUUUAGAUGAAGGACCGAAUGGAGAAGUCGAGUACUUUUUCACGGAUAAAACGUCUGAUGCACUGAGGGCAGUUUUUGACAUUAACUCAAAGACUGGUGUGAUUAGCGUGAAAGGGCUUCUGGAUCAUGAACAAGCUAAUUUACAUAAAUUUGACGUACUGGCAAAGGACAAAGGAAUCCCUCAAAUGGAAGGGCACUGUAGCAUUAAAAUAAAGAUCAAUGAUGUUAAUGAUAACGAUCCAGACAUAGUUAUAACAUCUCUUUCCAGUCCAGUGCCUGAAAAUUCUCCGAGUAACACUGUCAUCGCGUUGAUUAGCACGAAAGACGCAGAUUCUGGCGAGAAUGGGAAGGUAAAUCUCACUUUGGCCACUCCUUCCCCGUUUAGACUGAAUCCUUCCCUAUCCAAUCAUUACUCGUUAGUCACAAACGGUCCUCUAGAUAGAGAAAAGUACCCCGAGUACGAGAUCAAGCUAAAUGCUAUUGAUUCAGGUUCACCGCCAAGAUCUUCACAAAAAUCAGUUAAAAUUAUGGUCUCGGAUGUCAAUGAUAAUCCUCCUGUUUUCUCUCAGAAGUCAUAUACAGUAUAUACUAAGGAAAAUAGUGUUCAUGGGUCAAUAUUGUGCUCUGUAUCUGCACAUGAUCCUGACCUGGACCAAAAUGCAAAAAUUUCCUACUCCGUUUUGGACUCUAAAGUGCAGGACGUCUCAAUUUCCUCUUACAUUUAUAUAAAUUCAGAUAAUGGCAGCAUCUACGCCAUGCACUCCUUCGACUAUGAGAAAAUGAAAGUGUUCCAGAUCCAAGUUCAGGCGAAAGAUCACGGCUCUCCGUCUCUGAGCAGCAACGCCACAGUUCAUGUGUUCAUUCUGGACCAGAACGAUAAUGCCCCCGCGGUCAUUUACCCCUCUGCAGUCAUGGGCUCCGCCUCUCAUCAGAGGAUGCCCCGCUCCGCUAAAGCAGGACACCUCGUCACUAAGGUCACGGCAGUGGACGCUGACUCGGGCCAUAACGCCUGGAUCUCCUAUCGGCUCGCGGAGGCCGCGGACGCGUCUCUGUUCAGCGUCAAUCUGCACACAGGAGAGGUGAGGACUAAGCGCUCCGUGUCCGAGCAGGAUGACUCCUCUCAGAGGCUGCUGAUAGAGAUCAAGGACAACGGAGAGCCCGUGCAGUCCACCACGGUCACCGUGGAUGUGCUGAUAGAGGACGGCUUUCAUGAGCCCGUCUCAGACUACCGCAAGAAAAGCGCGGAGGUCAGUAAGAAAAGCGGGAAAAUCACUCUGUACCUGAUCAUCUCUCUCGCUUCUGUUUCGCUGCUGUGUUUGAUGACGUUCUUCAUCUUGCUGGUGAAAUGCGCUCGAGGCAGUAGAGGCAGCUCGAGCUGCUGUAUCAGGCGGAGCGAGUCUGGAUAUAAAAACCCCAACAGAAACCUGCAGAUCCAGCUCAACACGGACGGCCCCAUUAAGUAUGUGGAGGUGCUGGGAGGAGACAUGAUGUCUCAGAGUCAGUCGUUCGGCUCCUAUCUCUCUCCAAUGUCCGAGUUCAGUGAUUUCACCCUCGUUAAGCCCAGCAGCACCACUGACUUCACAGACACGCUCAACGUGCUGGAUGCGUCCUUACCUGACAGCACGUGGAAGUUCGAGAGUCAGCAGACUGCAUGA